This is a messenger RNA of Cuscuta campestris, 773 nucleotides long. NCBI's taxonomy places the organism in Eukaryota, Viridiplantae, Streptophyta, Magnoliopsida, Solanales, Convolvulaceae. The record is from the annotation of a GenBank genome assembly.
AUCCAUCCUCGAAACCCCAAUCGUCCAAAUCAAAUCGCCCCUUUCCCAAAUCUGUUCCCUGUAUAAAUUGAUUCAACAAUCCUCCUCCCGGAGAGAAUUGAUCGGAGGAAAUAAUGGUUAUGGCGGCGGCGGCGGGGACGGGAUGCAGGAAGCACGGGAAUCGGAAACAAGUGCCGGGAGUGUGCUCCAGCUGUCUGAGAGAACGGCUCGCCGAGAUUCCCGGCGCGGAAUUCGCGGAUCCACAUAGCGGCGGCGACGACGAAAGCUCCUGCUCCUCCGGUUCCUCAUCCGGUUGGAUUUCGCCGCGCGGCCAUCGGCGGAUCCCCUGUGACGGUCGCUCGUCCUUCGCCUUCAGCGCGACCGCCGGAGACGGCGGCAGAGGCCGCGCGGUUUUGAAGAAGAGCAAUUCGAUCGCGUUCGUUGCCGGCGGCUGCGGCGGCGGGGGGAGGAAGAAGGAGAAAGAAGGGUUCUGGUCGAAGCUCAUCCGUUCGACGGGGAAAAAGACAAGGAGGGUAUUCUUGCUUUAGUUCAAUUGUUCAGAUGCAGGGGGGUAUAGUAGUCAUUUUCUUCUGACGAACAGAGAAAUGGAUUUGUAUGAUGACCACCAAGUGUGUUUAUUCUUCCUCAUUGGGAACAAAGUUAGUUUGCAAUCUAUCUCUUGCCCUAAUCUAUCCCAUAUGUCUAUAUACUCUUAUUAAAAAUGUAUUAACGUGUUUCAUAAAAUAAUUCUUAUUUUUACUUUUUAAGAGUAAUAAGAAAUAUAUUUGUGAUUG